This is a messenger RNA of Harpegnathos saltator (Jerdon's jumping ant), 1842 nucleotides long. RefSeq lists its product as uncharacterized. The record is from RefSeq and is a predicted model, not a curated record. NCBI's taxonomy places the organism in Eukaryota, Metazoa, Arthropoda, Insecta, Hymenoptera, Formicidae. The transcript is spliced from 6 exons. Bases 1298 to 1822 code for a protein of 174 amino acids.
AGAUUGUAAUACAGAAAUAUCGGACAAAGUAAUCGUAGAACCACUGCAGUCAAACAAGACAAAACCUUUUAGAAAAUUGCAUAGCAUCUCUCAACAUUUAGAUAAAGAGAACUAUCUUAAUUUUUCUGAUAGUAAGUUGUCAUUUUUGUUACGUCCUGCGGACUCCGCGUACCUUGAAUUUGUUGUCGGGUGGGGCGGAUUGCAUUUUAUAUUAUACUACCAAAUGUUCACAUUCCGCGACCCUCCGAGAACUGUGACGUCACACACACAGAUUUCUCUUUCUUUUCUCUCUGCGUUAAUCACCAGAGUUUCCUCUAUUUCCGUCGGAAAGGAUCCAUUGAGUCAUUUUGGCCAUAUACCUCCUUUCCAAAUAACCUUGAAUAACUUCCCGUUCGGAGCAAUAAUUUUCUUUGAAGACGGACCGACCAGACAAUCUUUCAUGCUGUUAUAUGAUGUUGCCAGCCUUUGAUCUUCGGAAACUCACGCGUUUCCCACGUUAUUCAUAAAUUCCUAUCGCGCACAACCUCUGACUAACCCUAGCGAAACCUUGAAAUCUUUUACUGCCAUAGAUACCCGAUCCUUUAUCAUAUUUAUCUAAGAACCCUACUAAAACCCCACUUCCGAAAAGUUUGCAACAAAAUCCUAUACCCAUAUUUGGACAUAAACUUUGGAGCCUGACGCAACUUCCCAAACCCCACCUCUCGACCGAGGUGACGUUUUUGGUAAAGUAAAAAAGCUAUGCCACUUCUAUUUUUCUCCCGACCGACCCGCAGCCAGGACAGAGUCUUCUCUCCAACACCCCUUCAGGGUUUCUUGAUAACCAACCCUACUAGUGAGUCAGAUCAGUGUUCUUCAGUCAUCUAUUCUUCUGUGCAACGAUCUCGUGCACCCUUGAGACAUUGUGAGAGAUCCUGCUGAGACCAGUUUCUAGUUCUUGGCGCAACUUGGGUCCAUCCUCACAGAGACGCAGCAAUCACACCUUUCAUUGUUUACUAAGAUCAGAGAAGUCCAGCACUUCUCCAAAGUACUUAUCUUCUCAAUUGAGUACAGAUGAUGAUGAACAACCUACUACAUCAAGAUCAAAUAGUUCUACAAUGUUCAUGAGCACACUGUCUGUACAUAUGGAGCAGAAUCUCUUUAGGAGGAAACUAAAUGCUUCCCAAAAUAACAAAGCAAAGUUAUCUCUCUUUGAUCAAUAUGAUAGGAACAAUGAACAUAAAAAAAUUUAUCUGAUACAAUGAACUGCGAAACUACAAGAUGAAAAUGAAGAUGAUGUUUUACAAAAAAAAAGACUUUAAUGUCAGUUGAUAAUGAGAAAAAUCAAGCAUCUCCAAAUUCACAAGGACCGGUCGUAUCUAAUCUUGAUAGAGAUUUGCUUCGAGAUAUAUCAAGUAAACUGGAUAUAUUGCUGAUGAACCAACGUUGCAUCUUAAAUGAAAUAUUUCCUGGUGAAGCUACUGUAGAAAGACCCGAAAAUUGUCCUCCUCUUCCAUUACGAGAUAAGAAGUCAUUUGAAGAAUUCAACGAAUUUUUGAAGAAUAAAAUUGCGUACUCUCAGUUUGUCAGCUAUCUACAUGCACAUAUUGUUGAUGGUUCUGAUGAAUGGAGUGCUGCUACUUCUCUUAUGUCCAUCAUAUUGCACAAUGAUCUUGCAAGACUAAUUAGCUGGAAAAGAACUGGAGGAGUGAAAAUCUCUUUCUAUGCAACACAGAUUAAGGAGGCUUUGUUUUGUGUCAUAAUGAGCCGUUUUCAAAAUCAAUCGUUGAAGCAUGCUGAAGAUUCCAUAAAGCGCUGGUUGAAUACUUCUGGUCAACGUAAAUAAAGAAAUCAACAUAAUUUUUC